AUGGAAUCUCGCAAACAAGGGCAGAUUAUUCAUAGUGAUACAAAAAGUGUUGUGCGACAACUAAUUAAAAAGUGUGAUGAAGAAGCGAGAAGUGGACAACUUCUCCACAACAUCCGACAAGCUAAUUUCCGAAUAGCCGCCUAUUCGGGGUUGUCAAUAUCAUCAAUUACUAAGAUUCGAAAGCAAGAUUUAGAAUGUGGAGAAGAAGAGAAAUUACCAUCUCCACCAAACAAAAAACUAAGAACAUCCAUAGUAGACUGCUCUGAAGAAACAAAAAGUGUAAUAAAAAAUGUUAUUUACAAUUUUUAUAUUGAAAGAAAGAUUGUACCUAGUGGGCCCAUGCUACUAGCAGCUAUAAAGGAAAAAACAGAUUUUCCAUGGGAAUUACAUAGUUUAUACAGGUUGCUGAAAAACAUGGGCUAUAAGUGGAGGAAAAGUAACAAUAUUCGUAAAAUCCUAAUCGAAAAGCCAAAUAUUGUUAUGUGGAGGGGGAAAUAUUUGAAGGCCAUCGAUUACUAUCGAAGGCAAAACAAAAAUAUUGUGUAUAUCGACGAAACAUGGGUCGACAAUACCCUAUGUUUUGGAAAAUGCUGGCAAAGUGAAGAUAUGUUAGGUGUAUUAAAAAAUACCAGUUCUUCUCACCGAUACAUAAUUGUCCACGCUGGAGGAGAAGAUGGAUUUGUAAAUGGAGCUGAGUUGAUUUUUAAAGCCAACAGUACGACAGGUGAUUAUCACGGACAAAUGAAUUCGGAAAAUUUCGAAAAAUGGCUUACGCAAAAAUUAAUACCCAACUUAACAAAACUGAACAAAACCCCAACCAAAAAUGCAACAAAAAAACAAAUGAUCGAAUGGUUAUUAAAAAAUAAUGUAACGCACGCAGAAAGUAUGCGAAAAUUCGAAUUAUAUGACUUAAUAAGCAAAAAUAAACCGGAUAACAAACAAUUUAAAGCUGACGAACUAUUAAAAUUACACGGACAUAAUGUGUUAAGAUUGCCCCCAUACAUGUGCGAAUUAAACCCGAUAGAGUUAGUAUGGGCACAAAUUAAACGUACAAUAAAGGAGAAAAACGUAUCCACAUUGAGUAACGAGGCAUUACAAUCGACAUUAGACGAGGCUAUAAACGUAGUAACCAAGGAAAAUUGGAAAAAUUAUUGGAACCACAUUAAAAAAAUCGAGAAAGAAUAUUGGGAAAAAGAUAGUUUAAUGGAAGAUGCAUUGGACACAUUACAAGGAGACGAAGAAUAUGACAGUGACACGGAGAAAUCUACCAGUGAAGAAGAUUCAGAGUAA
Molecule: messenger RNA, 1290 nt
Organism: Megachile rotundata (alfalfa leafcutting bee)
Lineage: Eukaryota; Metazoa; Arthropoda; Insecta; Hymenoptera; Megachilidae
Source: RefSeq, a predicted model, not a curated record